AUGAGUAAUCUAGAGGCUAGCCGGAUUUUGGCUUCAGCUCUUAAAGAUGUUGAUGAAAUUUUGAAAGUGAAUAACUAUGAAACAGAUGAAGGUUAUGACGCUGAGAUCAAUAAUGACAGGCGGAAUAUAUUACCAAAAAUCUCAAUUCGGGAUGCUGAAGGAAAACAUUGUGUUGAAAACCUAAACGAUUGCAGAAACUUACCUGAUGAGACAUAUCUUUACAGAGCCGGGAAAGACUUUUCCGUUCUAAUAAAUAGACUUCAAAUUUGCAUCAACAAACUGAAUCAAUCAACACCUGCGGCUUCAAUCUGCACAUCGGAAUACCAAGCUCUGGAUUUUAGAGUAACCGAGAACAGUUCAUUUGAUAUUGCUCAUCCCACAACCACACAACGUACUAAAUUCAACUUGAAUUUAAUUGAACAACCUCAACAAAUGAUAUCUCAAUACAUGUUUCCCCCAAAUGAAUUUAGUACAUACCUCAAUGAUAAACGCUUUCAUCAACGAAUCACUAAAUUACGAGGACAAGUACAAGCACAAGCUAAUCGUAUUGCAGAACUAGAGAAAGAUGGAAACCCAUUGUCUUAUUUGGUCAAUAAAAACUGUACAACAACCGGUCAUCGAAAUAAAAAUAUUAGUCAACUGAUAUCAACUGAUAUGGAUAAUCUUCAAUUAUUAAAUGAAGUUUCAAAACAACAUUUACGUAUUAAUGCAUUGGAAGAGACUAAUCGAGAUUUAGAAGAGAAAAUUAACAAAUUAGAGAAAGAAUUAUCACAACGUCCAAAUCUAUUUAAUCUAAGAAAUUCAUAUGAAGAUUUACAAAGUUUAAAAUAUAACAGACAAUGUGCAACAAUACGUCCGACUGCUGCAUCUAAUCGAUCAGCUACAUUAUCGAACAAUAUAAGUACAUUAAAUGAAUCAUCAAGAGAAUCAAACAGGUUGAAUUAUCCAAGCAUAUUCCGGCGUUCUAUUACUCCAGUUACAUUUGAUAAUAGUUGUUCAUUCAUCACUACACCUAAUCAGCCUGAGUAUAAUUUGAAUUUCAUUAAUCAAUCACUUACUGGUACUCAGUCGACCCCACCGACAUCACGUUUAAUUAAUGAUAAACCGUACAGAUAUGAUGCUUAUAUACCAUACGAACAAAUAAAUCAUAAUAAACUUUCAUUUCUUGGUGAAAAUUACGCUCACUUAAAUUCUGAUCAAUUUAAAUCUGCUAGUCUUAAUGAAUUAUGCUAUUCAAGAGUUAUGCAGCCUGUUACUACAACUACUAAUAUCAAUACUACUAGUAGUAGUAAUAACAUCGUCAAUCCAAUUACUAGUCGACGUUGGUUAGCACAAAAUCGAUAUAGUAUGAAAUCUCCACCAGCUGAUAUUUUCAACAGUAGCAUACAAGAAUCAGGUAGAAUAAAUCUACUUCCACCACAGUAUGGUAGUAGUUAUCAUCAACAUAUUUACAAUAAUUCACGUACACGAUCACCAACACAACUUCAAUGGUAUCCGUACACAAGAAAUAACUUUAUUGAUGGUGGACAAACAUCAGCAGAUUGCCAGUUAAAUGGAAGUGUUAAUUUAUUCAAUUCAUCGGGUGAAUGUGAUUCACCAUCUUCAGGAAGAUGUACAACUGUACAGGAUACCCAUUUGUACACAUCAAGAAAUAAAUCAAAUUUAUCUAAUGCCUCCUCUUCUCCUUCUGAUCAACAACAUCAUAUGAAGACGGUAAACAAUUCGACAAAUAUUUUAAAGGAUGAAAAAAGUUUAUCACUUUCAAAAUCUACCCUUAACGGAAAGAAUCAAUUAAAGAGAUUGAAUAUUGAACGAGCCUUUCAUUGGCUUUCACAAGGUCAAAUGAAUAACUUCAUAUCAAAUGGUUUGAAUAAAUCAGAUUCCAUGCAUCAUCAAUGUAAACCACAAAACAAUUUAAACAAUUCUGCACUAUCCAUAAGGUCUAAAAGUAUGGAACGUUAUUAUGGUAGUGGUUCAGUGAAAGGUUCUACUAUUAGAUCACGUAGAAAAACACAAGAAACUAAUCUUCCUUUUGUGAGCAACAGUGAUAAUCAUCAUGUUGAUGAUGUUCCUGCUAAUCCUGUCUACGAUUCUCCACUACCUUCAGUUCUACAUGCCAAUUCAAUUUGCAAUAAUAAAUCACAACGAAGCUAUCAGGGAAGUCCCCUUGAAUCCAAUGAAAAUGGUCCAUUGAACAGAAAUAUGUCUGUACUGAAUAAUAAUGAAUCGUGUAAUAAUAAUCAUAUGAAAAACGGAUCGCAUUCAUCUGAUAGUUAUAAAAACACUCAUUCUGUCUCAUCUUCUGUACGUCAUGGAACGAAUGACUUUACGUCGUCAUAUUUGGACAACGUUAACAAAUCUCCUUCAUCUCAUAAUGGUCUUAAUUCAUCCAAUGAACAACGUCAAUCAUUUCAAUUCGCCUAUACUAAGCGAAAUUUCAUCACUUGGGAUAAAAAUAUGAUUUCAGCAUGGUUAUAUAAAAUUGGUCUAGGUUAUACAGUAACACAUACACGUAGAUGGUUAACUUCUGGUCAAGAUUUAGUAAAUGAAUCCAAAAAAUCACUUGCUCAGUUGAUGUGCAUACGUAACCCAUUACAUUUGAAGAAAUUAUUAAUCCAUAUACGUUUAUGUAUGAAAGAUCAGUGUCCUAAUAAUAAUAGUAACAAUAUUAAUAAUAAUUACAAUUAUGGAUGUUUAUAUAGAAAUAUAGAACCACCGGGAAAUUUUGAUAUGCCAGGUUGGUUACACGAUUUAGGUUUAUCAUCUUAUAUUCCACAAUUUGAUAAUUGCAUCAUUGACCCUUAUGUGCUAGAUCAACUUACUAUGGAUGAUUUAUCUGUGUUGAAAAUGUCUAAUGAAUUACAUGUGUUAAGUUUACGAUGGGGAUUACAAAUGUUAAGACAUAUUAAUUUUGAUAGAAAUCGUUUAUGCCGAAGUCAAAUGGAACAAUGUGAAGCAAAUUUACCUUGUAAAAGAAAUAUGUUACAUUCUCCUAUCCAAUCAUUAAAUCAUAUUCAAGAUAAUGUAAAACCUACUAAUGAACAUAAUGGAAAUCAUGUGCAUACCUCUUGCUUGGAUACUAUUUCUACUUUACAAUCGAAUUCCAUGAAUUCUGAUAUUAGUUUUAUUUGUUCAACAUAUUUACCAAUACAAAUUUGUUAUUGGACUCAACAACGAGUAAUGAAUUGGUUACAAAGUAUCGAAUUACCUGAAUAUGCUAGUGAAUUAUGUGGAAGCGGUGUACAUGGUGCUUUAAUGAUUCUAGAAGAUCGUUUUACACCAGAUCUUUUAGCUGAUAUUUUGAGAAUUCCUCCAGUAAAAUCACUUGUUAGACGACAUUUAACAAAUAAAUUUAUUGAACUUGUUGGAUUAGAGAUAUGGAAGCGCAAACAACAUAAUGAAACCAUUAAUCAUAAUAAUAAUAAUCCACUGACAAUACAUUCUAAAAUUAAAUUUACGAAAAAGAAAAAUAUUUUCAAUUCUAAUCGUGGACACAAAUCCAACCAUUACAAUCAUGUUAGUAGUGUUGGCGAUGAUGAUGUUAGUACUGAGCUUGUUUGUCCUAUUGAAAUCGAUGCUAGUCAUAUGAGUAUCUUUGCCGAAGAGAUCCAGUUGCUACAAAUGUACAGCAUCUGGAACUUCAAGAAACUGACUUGUGAAUCAAAUAAAUGA
Schistosoma rodhaini is the source of this 3672-nucleotide messenger RNA. NCBI's taxonomy places the organism in Eukaryota, Metazoa, Platyhelminthes, Trematoda, Strigeidida, Schistosomatidae. The record is from the annotation of a GenBank genome assembly.